CGUUCAGUUGAUAACUCUCGCUUAAACGCGUUGCCACGCAAGCUGUCAUUCGUGCCGCUUAAUUAUUCAUUAUAGCGUGAUUGUGCGCACCAACCAGUUUUGAUUAAGAAAUAAUAAUGCCUGGAUACAGAUGGGUCAGAUGGCCGACGUCCUACGCCGAUUCUCACAUGCUUAUCACCAUCGGUAGGGAUCUGGACGGCCUGAAUCUCGUUGUCGGGCGCGCCAUGCACGCCGGUGACAUGCUGCCGGCGAAAGUGAAGCCGGAGCACAACGUUGCUUACGUAUGUUACGGGGGCAUCGAGCACACGAAGCACAACUUCGAGGUACUGAUGCCCGCCCAUUUCAACUGGAUCCGAUCGGGUCACGGUCACGUACCCGAACACGCGGUGGAGGCUGGUAGAACCUCGAACGGGGAGAUGCUCUACGUCGGACGUACUUUUCACAAUGGUAUAUCUUGCGUAGGAAAGGUUCAAAGGAGUCACGGAGUCCUCUACAUUCCGUUCGACGGCAAGGAAAUACCGUGCAAGGAGUACGAAGUUUUGGUACAGCAAUGAUUUCUCUUUCCACGGUUGCAUUUAAAAAUAGAUAACUUUCAUUUCUAUGCGCUGAGAGAAAAGAAUAAUUGCAGUAACCAUAAUCUACAGUGUUUUGGCGCCAACCAUAUUUUUAUAGGUAUUUUAACUAUACGGUUGUAUGAUUGGCAAUAUUAUACGUAUAAGAUUAUUAUUGAUAGCACAUUAUAAUAACAAUUCCUGUAAAAAUGGGUAUUCUUACUAUAAUUAUAGAGUCCCAUGUAAUUAUAGUUCCAAAUAUUACAUACUUUUCUCUCAAUGUGCCAAAUUAUUGAAUAAUAAGAUUAUCUCUCAAUCGAAAAAAUUCUUUCUACACAAAAAUCAAUGUUCUGGGUUCGUACAUUUCACAUCGUACUGACAGAUGAAAAAUGUGUAUAAUUAAAAUAUUCCAUCCAGUAUAAUUUCAUUUUUUUUUAUUUAUUUGUAUGCGUUGUAACGAAAUAUGAACCAAAAUUGCAUCGCAACUGUGUUUCAAAUCGUAUCGUCGCAUCAAUUUAUGAGAUUUUGCCUAGAAGUUAGAUUAAAAUUUUACGAAGUUGGCGGCUGAGAAUAUCGCGUUCUUAUCUACCCUUACUUAAGUUCUAUUAGUAUGCAGGGAAAAGUAAUUUAUAUUUCGGCCUUUAAUGCGCGCGCGGAAGGAAAGAGCAUAACGAGCCGUGCCAGACCAUGCGACGAUCAGCAAUGGCUUGCACGCGCCCUUUUCUCAUAGCCUGAAUCGUAACUACGGGCGCGUUACGGCCGAAUCACGAUUCGUCAUGUCAUUCUCUCGGGUCUUUCGGUUUUAUUCUACGGUGCCGGUGAGAACGCGAGCAUCGAAUGAUUCAGCGAUACGUAAAAGCGUGAGUCAGAAUACCAUCAUUUUUGCUGGAAUUUUAUAACAGGCUCAUCUCGCACUGUCGCGAUUUUUAAUGUAAAGACAUGAUAAAUACUUUAAUUAAACUUUAACUUAUUUUAUCUACA
Messenger RNA from Linepithema humile (Argentine ant), 1532 nucleotides. Its product is annotated as natterin-3. NCBI's taxonomy places the organism in Eukaryota, Metazoa, Arthropoda, Insecta, Hymenoptera, Formicidae. The record is from RefSeq and is a predicted model, not a curated record.